Molecule: messenger RNA, 1004 nt
Organism: Chara braunii
Lineage: Eukaryota; Viridiplantae; Streptophyta; Charophyceae; Charales; Characeae
Source: the annotation of a GenBank genome assembly
GCCUAGACCUAGACCACCAACUGCUGGGCCUCUAAAAACGUCAACUUUUGUCUUCUUCUGCUCGGCCUUCAGUUCCCGACACAUAUACCGCUACUUGAGUGGUACCGACCUACCUACUACUUGAGUGUUUUUCCCGCUGCCCUACAUGUCGGGGGCCUACUCCCGCCACUUGGAGUGUUUUGCCCGCUCCAACCCUGAAAGUCACGGCCACAGGUUGUGCUUUAGCUAACGUCGAGUGUGUGGAGCUCAAGGAGAACAAUCUUCCUGAGUUGCGUAUAUAAAGUGUGGAGCUCAAGGUUUUGUGCCAUCGUCGUAGCGAUCAACGCUUGGCAUAAUGGCAGAGGACUUCCCUUGCGAUAUGCCUUUGUCUGGAGAAGCUGUUGUUGCCGUUCCAACUGCGCCCGGAGCGCCCAUUAUCGUUCCGUCAGAGGAAAAAACAUUGGUUAAGAAGGUUCGUCUCCUCCUCCAUCGACAAUUUCAGAUUGGCGUUGGCGAUGGUCGCACGUUCGUCGGCAAGUUUCACUGCCUGGACAAGCAGGGCAACAUCUUGCUCGCAGAUGCAGUCGAGUACAGGCAAACGAGCAGUGACUUCUGUGAUGCGGGUGGCGAAAAAGACGACAGCAAGAAAGAGGAGCUUAGCGUGCCUGGAAGGCAGCCCCUUCGACCUCAGAUGGAGCAGCGCAGCCUGGGUCUGGUCCUGAUUCCGGCGAAAGCGCAGGUUUCAUGCAAGCUAGUGACAAGGAUGGACGACAAGAUGGCCCAUCUCUCUCUCAACCCCUGAAAUACCUUAUGACCCGUUGCAGCGAUAGCUAUGGCACUAUCAGGGUGACGACCGUGGACCUCGUUCCACCACUCAACGUUUGACCCGUAUCUGGACUGCGUAAUGGACCAGAUGCAUUCGAGCUGAUGGAACAUUUUGAAUAUACUGGAGCCAGGAAAAAAAAAAAAAAGGAUUGCGGCGUUAUGAAUUGCUGCAGUGAUAGGUAAGGGUUACAUUAGAAUGU